Messenger RNA from Aphanomyces invadans, 947 nucleotides. RefSeq lists its product as hypothetical. Lineage: Eukaryota; Oomycota; Saprolegniomycetes; Saprolegniales; Verrucalvaceae. The record is from RefSeq and is a predicted model, not a curated record. The coding region runs from base 198 to 713 and encodes 171 amino acids. The transcript has a single exon.
GCGAAGCAGUUGCAUGUUAUCGACCUCACGUUGGGCAGAUGCGGGUUCAUCGCACCCGAUGGGAUGCAUGCGCGCGUCAGUCGCGCCGUUAGCUGCAGUACACAGCAACGUGCUCAAAGCCGAAAGUCAGUUGUCAGCAACAUGCUACUGACGAUGUCUCGUCGUGGAACUCGGCAAAUACCUGGGGUUCGCACACAAUGGUGUGUUGCGGUGCAGCUCGGAGAUCGACGAGUCGCGCGCACGAACGCUGCACGAGCGCAGACAAAAGAUCGACGUGGCCACGGUGGCAUCGUUGCAGAGCAGUCGCGGUGUUCUUUCCCUUGAGUGGAUGGGAUUCGUUGCGGGCUCGUGACGUAUGCCACGGCAUGAUCUUGGUCAAGGCAUUCCGUGGCAAGAAGAUCUCCAAGACCCGACGUAGCGUCACGACGUUUGCCGGCAUAUCCGUCUUUCCCACCGUCAUGUGCGACGUCCAUCGCCGGCUACCACAACCGCUGAUGCGACGUGCUUGGGCGAGAGAGGUCUUAUCGCCCACUACGACGCAACGAUGCUGCAAGCUCCGGACUGUGAAGGGCGCUGCAUGUUACCGUGGACUUUUUCACUCCGUCGUUUUGCGGUGCACCAUCGCCUACCUGCUGAAUUCGGUCGCAAUCUAUUUGGGAACCGAUGGCGUCAAUAAUGGAGGUGCCGAGGACGCCGUUGCUCUCGACCUUUGAGGCCGAUCCAUCAUGAGCCAGUUGGUGCAGAGCCAACAGCGCCAGGUGAUUCCAUCGACUCUGGAAGGCGAUGUAGCUGGUGAACGGCAUUGGCGUCGUAAAUGUGUUGUCAGCUCGGCUCAGGCGAAGCAGCCGGUGUGCACUUCUUGACAUGUACAGUAUGCAAAUCGUGGAGGGAGUCCACACCACGUGGUCCUCGACUGCGCAUGUCAAUAGCAUCGGGUUGCCGCUCUU